Eleginops maclovinus (Patagonian blennie) is the source of this 4457-nucleotide messenger RNA. It is a transcript of the gene slc2a1b, whose product is annotated as solute carrier family 2 member 1b. Gene Ontology annotation, biological process: response to insulin; dehydroascorbic acid transport. Gene Ontology annotation, molecular function: D-glucose transmembrane transporter activity. Gene Ontology annotation, cellular component: basolateral plasma membrane; plasma membrane; apical plasma membrane. Bases 377 to 1852 code for a protein of 491 amino acids. NCBI's taxonomy places the organism in Eukaryota, Metazoa, Chordata, Actinopteri, Perciformes, Eleginopidae. The record is from RefSeq and is a predicted model, not a curated record. The transcript has 10 exons.
UCUCAUUCCUCCAGAGAUCUGUUGCCGGACAAGGCGGUACUUUUUCGGCUCCCUUAACAUCAACAUCCUGGAAGACUUUACUCAUGUGAAGCAGUGAGAUAGAGCUGAAGGAGCUGCGACACAAACUGCAUUACGCGGGAGAGAGUAACUCAAGCUGGUGCCCGGCUUUCUACAGAGAAACCCACACAACAAAUUGACGCAUUUCUCUUUAAAAACCACUCAACUGAAGUUUGUGAUUUCAACUGAGCCAAAUAACAUUCAACAUGACAAACUUCUGAGCAAAACCCACCGGGAGAACCCGAGGACGUCCCUCCAUCGCCUUCAACUUUAACAAAAGACAAAAGAAUACGAAGAAUAUCUCCCACUCAUCGCAGCCAUGGACUCAGGAAAGCGACUGACGUUUCCGCUGCUGAUGGCUGUUGGAACAGCUGUGCUGGGAUCACUGCAAUUCGGCUACAACACCGGUGUCAUCAACGCCCCUCAGAAGAUCAUUGAGAAGUUUAUCAAUGAGACGUGGUUUGAACGCUACCAGGAGCCCAUCACCAAGGGCUCCCUCACGGCUAUCUGGUCCAUCUCCGUGUCCAUCUUCUCUGUUGGUGGCAUCUUUGGCUCAUUCUCUGUCGGACUCUUUGUCAACCGUUUUGGAAGGAGGAACUCUAUGCUCAUGGCCAAUAUUCUGGCCUUCAUCUCGGCCAUUCUGAUGGGCUUUUCAAAGAUGGCGAGCUCCUGGGAAAUGCUGAUCGCCGGUCGUUUUGUCGUGGGCCUCUACUCUGGCCUUUCGACAGGCUUCGUGCCCAUGUAUGUGGGGGAGGUUUCCCCAACAGCGCUAAGAGGAGCCCUGGGCACCUUACACCAGCUGGGAAUUGUCGUCGGCAUCCUCAUUGCACAGGUGUUUGGACUGGAGGCCAUAAUGGGCAACGACGACCUGUGGCCGCUGCUCCUGGGCUUCAUCGUCAUCCCCGCUGUGCUGCAGUGCAUCCUGCUGCCUCUCUGCCCCAAGAGCCCCCGUUUCCUGCUCAUCAACAAGAACGAAGAGAACAAGGCCAAAAAUGUGUUGAAGAAGCUCAGAGGCACCUCGGAUGUGAGCUCUGACAUGCAGGAGAUGAAGGAGGAGAGCCGGCAGAUGAUGAGGGAGAAGAAGGUGACCAUCCCAGAGCUUUUCCGCCAGCCCCUCUACCGCCAGCCCCUUCUGGUUGCUGUCAUCCUGCAGCUGUCCCAGCAGCUGUCUGGCAUCAACGCUAUAUUCUACUACUCCACUCGUAUCUUUGAGAAAGCUGGAGUUGAGCAGCCUGUCUACGCCACGAUUGGCGCUGGAGUCGUCAACACAGCGUUCACUGUGGUGUCGCUGUUUGUGGUAGAGCGAGCAGGACGUCGGUCUCUGCACCUGCUGGGGCUGCUGGGAAUGGCCGGAUCUGCCAUCUUAAUGACCAUUGCCUUGGCUCUGUUGGAACAGCUCAAAUGGAUGUCAUAUCUGAGCAUUGUGGCCAUUUUCUCCUUUGUCGCAUUCUUUGAGAUCGGACCGGGCCCAAUCCCCUGGUUCAUCGUGGCCGAGUUGUUCUCGCAGGGCCCCCGACCGUCUGCCAUGGCUGUAGCUGGUUUCUCAAACUGGACUGCUAACUUCAUAGUGGGAAUGACCUUCCAGUAUGUAGAGGAACUGUGCGGCCCAUACGUGUUUGUCAUCUUCACAGUGCUGCUUCUCAGCUUCUUCGUCUUCACCUACUUCAAAGUGCCGGAGACCAAGGGCCGGACGUUUGACGAGAUCUCAGCCGGCUUCCGUCAGACGGCCGCCUCAGGAGCAGAGAAGCACUCGCCGGAGGAGCUCAACAGCCUGGGAGCAGAUUCUCAGCUCUGAAGGACUGAUUUUAACUUCUAAAAAUAGAAAAAACUCUUUCUCAGACCAAGGAGGGACGAGAAGGCUCCAGUAACUAGAAGUAGACACAUCCGUUGAUAGAAUAAUUUUCACGCUGUCACCACAUUUCGUGCGUCAAACACAACCUAACACAGAACAGCCCUGUGUGAUUCUCCAACAUGACGUAUCCCGGCGCCCCUCACACAAGGAAACAAAAACUUGAUGGGCACUGUGUCGCCUGAUGUGGGGAGAGGAGUUGAGGAUAAAUAGGUUUUGAAUAUUUUAAAAGAAGGAAAAGGAGUGUCUGCAUCAAUCAACCAACCCUUUUUAUAAUAUUUUUUUCCACUGCUUAUGCUCUGUUCUUUGUAGCUUGUUACCAUGCAGUCAGUUGGUCUUAAUGCGGUUUUAAGAAUACUGUGGCUGUAGAGAUCAGGUCACUGUGCAGAAAUACUUGUUUUUAUCAAUCUCACUGUAAUGCUUUAUCACUGUAGACUCUAGCACUGUAGACGCUGCACUGCUCGACUGUGUCUCUCUCCACCAGAGGGGGCACUGCCCUUAGCUGCUGAGGAAUAACUUAUUUUUACCUCUUUAAGUUACUGAGUGAGUACACAAACGUGUGAAAGACAUGUGAAAUGUCAGUGUAUUGCUGUGAGAAGUUAGUGUUCUUUAUGAAAUGUAUUCGACUAAUGGUAAUGCUCCACAUAUUUUUACAAUGUUCUUAUUUAGACAACAUUUUACUCUUUUUAUUGUUAAACUAAAUAGUUUUCUCGAUGAAAAUGUCCCAUUUUAAAUACGGUCAUGAAGACGUAACUAAUAUAUAUAUAUUAUACCGUUCAUGUAUUUUUACACCAUUCCUUUUUAACAUUACAUUUGAUGAAAUUAAUAUUGACAUGGCUCUAUGCAAAAAGGAACAUUAUCUACACAGAUCAGUACCAGAGUGCUGAACUUGGUAGAGAAAAUAAAUUGUCUAUCCACUUUUUAUUGAGAUAGUUACACACUCACAAUCAGCAGCCACAAAACCAAAAAUCUGUCAUAAAAGAAGCAGAACCUGUGAGAUUAAGUGCCUUUUUCGAAAUAAUCCACUCCUUUGCCUUCAGCCUUAUCACUUUGGAGCAGUGUCAGGUUAGGUCGGCCCCAUCCAGACUGAAAGCUUCUGUCAAUGGACGAUCUUCACUUGAUGUAUUUUUCAGUUGAGAUAACCUGGAGCGCUUCCAAAGUCUGGUGAAUUGGCUUGAUAGCUACUUGAAUCUUUUCACACAAACAAAAAUGGGGACCAAAAUGAAUUUUAUCCAUUUGGAGGGUUAUCCGUUAUCCUGAGAGUGCUCGUCACUUCGUGGUUCAAACCCACCCGUGCGCUCCAUAAGGCCCAUUAUGUGUCAUAGGAGGCGGACACAUUGUUGUGUCGUUGCUAAGGCUUGUCACCGGUCUUUCACUGUAACUCUGCAGUGUCGUCAGCUCUCUCUUCGGGCUGUUUACUGCACUGCACAACAGUAGCUGAUGGAAAAUAAACUCUUGCUCAUCCUGACUAGCUGUUUACGUCCCUGUCUACGACUGCUGUAUCACUUGUCGAACCUCUUUUCUUUCCAUGCCUUGUUUGAGAAAAGUUACCUUUUUAGCAGCACUUUAUUAUUCACAGUGAUAUUUCUUUGUUGAAGCAAACACUUUUAGGUUGUUUCUCUUUUAUUUUCUUUUUUACUCCUGAUGUAUUACCUUGUUGUUUUUUAAAUGGAAAUGUGUGGAAAAAGUAUCAAAUUAUUAACAAUCUUGUAUUAAGCACAUCCAGGUGUUUAACCACACACACACACACACACACACAUACAGGUCAGCUGGGACUUAACAUUGUAAUAUUCAGUCUAGUGAGGACUGAUUCAAAUCCAACAAUACAUUUUAAUCAUUCCAUUAUUGGUUGUUAAUUAUUGUACAUAGUAUAUCUUUUGUCAUUCUAUGGGUCACCCCACACACCCUGGGAAAACACUAACAUGCACUCUCUGUGCCUUUUGUGUGGCUUUUACAUAUCAUCACCAGCAAAGAUCAUGUACUGGCAGUAGAGGAUGAAACUCCCCACAGACUGUUCUGCUACGAAUAUUAAAACUGUAUUUUAUAUAAAUAGAUUCACAAUUCUGCUAGGGCAUUUGAUUUUUAAUCUAGCCUUUGAAAUCUUCUGUUUGGUUGUCUAAGAACACGACAUGAUGUAAAUAUGAAACUAACUACAGCAUCACCCACUCCAAAUCUAUAAAAUAUUUAACUUUAAGAAAGUUUUUGAUAGAUGUAUUAAUUAUUAGUGUUAUAGGUCUGUACAAGCAGUUAGCUUCCAUACUUCUGUUUGAUUUUGUACCUGAAACCAUGUUAUGGUCUAAAAUAACCAUAAUCAUUUUAAUUUAGAUUUGACAUUAGUAUGGAUUGUGUCAAUGAGACACAUUCAGUAGUGUUUUCAUUUUAGUGCACUGAGCAUAUUCUAAUGUUUGUUAUAAUAAAAAAAGUAAUGUGUCAAUGGUUUUUAUGAACGUGAGCUUCUGUUGGGAUAAUGUAUUGGGUUUGAGGAUCUGCUGAAUGGUUUUACAGUCAUGUGAAAGUGGUUUGAUGUUAAAUAAAAGAAAUCUUGCAUACA